CGAGUAGACGGAAGUUUGUAGUGCGAAACAUGCGACGAAGAGACCACCGGAGAUGUCAACAAAAACUCUCCUGAAAAUGUUGCUGUCAACUCAAAUAAUAUCGAGCUAAACUCGUACCAUUGACCACUAAAAUCGACCGAUAUUUUCCCUUCAUGACCAUUUAACUCAAGUCUCAAAAUGGCAGAGGGAAACACUCUUUCCGGUGUAAAUGUUGUGCUUGUUAUGGCCUACGGAAGCUUGGUGUUUGUGCUGCUGUUCAUCUUUGUGAAAAGACAGAUUAUGCGCUUCGCUAUGAAAUCUCGCAGAGGACCGCACGUCCCGCUGGGUCACAACGCACCAAAGGAGAUGAGAGAGGAGAUUGAUUCCCGUUUGUCGAAAGUGAACGACAUUCGUUAUGAGCCACAUCUGCUUUCUAAAGAUGAUGAUCGACUGAGGCAUCAAGGUCAGAAUGGUUGUUAUAAUUAUCUCUUCAGAAUGCAAGCGUUAGAUGCCAUCAGAGACUCUGAUAUUCCAUUUCAUGAGCUGUGUCGCAGUGCCAGUGCUCUGACCGGUCGCCGCUACAGGAAGUGGCUGCAGGACCUACGAAACUCUCACUCUCUGUUCAAAUCAAGUCACAGUGCGCUAAUAGAUCGCUUAAUGGAGGGCUACGACAACGCCCGCCAUGGGACAGGGGUGUUUGGUGAGGCAGAGUUUGUGAAGUAUAAGGAAGAUCUGGCUGAACUGGCUACUGUUGUGAAGACCCACUCCAGCACCACCAGUCUAAACCAGCAGCACCAGUCAGCAGCUAAAGAUCUGACCGGCUCCCCCGGCCCAUCGUCUGCCUCUACCAUACAGGUUACGUACCUGCCAUCCACCAGUCAGCGCAGCAAGAGACCCAAACACUUCCUGGAGCUCAAAAACUUUAAAGACAACUAUAAUACGCUGGAGAGCACACUUUAGAGAAUGAAACCCUUUUGAGGAACUGUAUAAAUAUAACUUAGAAACUGUGAAACAGAAACUCACUGGAAAGCCUAUACUGGAAAAUCUUUUAUGUGGAACUGAAAACAGUGAGAGAUUCCUUAAUAUGGCCUCAAAUCAAAUGCGAAUGUGAAAAUGACUUAACAUAUGACAAAAUCUGGGAUAAACUUGCAUCUGCUUUGAGAGCAAUGUGUUAUGCUUGUAAUGUUUUCUUCUAAAGGAGCUGACAGGAAAAGCAUUGUCUUCUAAUGUUAAAAGUCACUGUUUACCAGCUUUUAUUUGCGAGAAUGGCCUUUUAAUGUGAACAGGUAGUGUAAAGUUGAUUUCUUUAUUGCCCAAAGAGCACUAACAAAGCACCCUUUAGCUGAGAUGAUGUAAUUUUUACUGGAAUUACUUUUCUGGCAGAAACACGUGGAUUUAAAAACAGUGGGCAUUAAAGAGACAGUUUACCCAAAAUGUAUUUACCCUCCACUUGUUUCAAACCUAUAUGAGUUUCUUUCUUCUGUUGUGCACAAAAGAAGAGAUUUUGAAGAAUGUUGGCAAAAUCAGUGACUACUGUCAGCUGUUUGGUUU
Messenger RNA from Labeo rohita (rohu), 1530 nucleotides. RefSeq names its product chromosome 16 C1orf43 homolog (gene ltap1). The coding region runs from base 178 to 939 and encodes 253 amino acids. Gene Ontology annotation, biological process: phagocytosis. Lineage: Eukaryota; Metazoa; Chordata; Actinopteri; Cypriniformes; Cyprinidae. The transcript is spliced from 7 exons. The record is from RefSeq and is a predicted model, not a curated record.